Molecule: messenger RNA, 2356 nt
Organism: Eurytemora carolleeae
Lineage: Eukaryota; Metazoa; Arthropoda; Copepoda; Calanoida; Temoridae
Exons: 8
Coding region: 188-2296 (702 amino acids)
Source: RefSeq, a predicted model, not a curated record
GAAGCUUUAUAUUGAUCCCAACAGUUUUUUAGAAGGGAUCAAAAUUAUUUAUUACUCUAGAAUUAUCUUUAAGCUUAAAGUAUUAUUAGUAUUCUGAAUCACAUUUAUACGUAACUAUGAAUACGAUUGUAAGUGUAACUUGAUAAGGCUCAUUUCCUUCUGUUGUCCAGCCCUAAGUUUAAGUUUAAUGUUAGCCAUGAAUAUAUUCAUAUUUAUAUUUAUUUUCAAUCAAGUUUCUGGAGAUUGUGAGCUUAUCCAGAACCUACGGGAUGCACUCCAGAUCGGGUACAAGGAGAACACCAUUGGAGGGAAGACCUUGAGAGACCCAACCAGUCUCGAGAUAAGAUUGAUAGAUAGAAAAGGAAAACUGUUUACAUCAAGCUCGGAUAGACGAAGGUGUGGUCAAGGAAUGGAUGAGUUUAGUUUCUCAUUAUUUGACCAGGGUUCACUAAUCCGGGAGCUUGAUAUUGGAGAGUUAUCCAAUAGUGAGAGCUUGACCAUACUGAAUAUCGACCAGUGUAAGGAUUAUGUAUUCCGGGUAUUUAUAAAAUACAGAGAUGGGGUCCAACUUUCCAGGGACGGAAACUUCGGCCCUUUCUUCAGAGAAUUAAAUUCGGACCAAAUAGGAACACUUAGUAUCAAAGAAAAAGAUCAAAAGAAGACGGAUAGCGUCACGUUUUCUGCGAAAGGAACAAAGAUAAUUGCUAAUUGGAAACCUCUUUGUGGUCGCAGUAUGGCAAUCUUUAUUAACGAUGGAAAACAACCUGCCAAGGUGUUGGAUAAAGAACAGUUGGAAACUGGUGAAACAGAACUAGAAGUUGGUUCAUGUCAAGUAUUUGAAACUGGAAAUAUUUUUGCUGAGAUAUUUCUGACCGACAAAUACCCAGGGGGAAAUAAUUUCUAUGAACAAAGUAAUUUAAGAAACACGUUGGUUACCCAACCUGUAGUCGAGAGUUUCGGUAAAUUUGACAUUACAAAUGCCACAAUAUUUCAAGAUGGCGACCUGGAAGGGGAGUGUAUAAAGUCCCAUUAUUUACAAAUAUCUCUGUACAACAAAAAUAAAAGCACUGAUGGUUUUCCGAUUUUGAAGAAACAAUUACUACUACCAAAUACUUUGGACAACAUAUUUGAAAAUUUGCGGCACAUCCGACCCUGCACCGAAUAUGAAAUUCUUAUAUCUGUUGAUUAUGAGCUAGUGACUGGAAAAUCAGAGGAACCAACGGAAUUGAUUUUGCUGAAGACAAUUGUAAAAACCAACAGUAAUGGCGGAUUUUUCAACGUUCAGCCACAAAUUGAUAUUAAUGAAGAUAAUUUAAUGGUUACUGGUCGACCCUGUAACUUUAAGUUCUCUCUGGCUUUAAAGAAUAGAGACACAGCAAAUUUUGACUCAAGGCUUGAACCAACAGAAAUCUCAGAAAACGGAGUUUUUCCUUUGAAGAAUUUAUCAAGUUUGAUGGCCUGCACUUCCUAUGAUAUUUCUCUACUAAGUUCUGAAGGAAACGAGUAUGACUCUGUUGAGUGGACAAGUUCUAUAAAAACAAUUCCAGAUUUGUUAAUGACCAUCAGAGACAAUGCAAGCGUGAUCUUUAGCGUGCCAAACUAUCAGAAUUGCAACAUGUCGUAUUUCAUAGUUGAAUGCAAAAAUACUAAAACUGAUGACAUAUUUCAACUCCCAUGCAAGGGUGAUGUUGAAAACUGUACUACCAACAGUAUAAAAGGUCAUGACUCCUACAAAUGCAGAGCUAGAGUCGGCUUAACUGAUAGCAGUUCCUCGCCAUGGACUGAUUGGAUGGAGGUUAGGGAGAGGAAACAACGUGAACUAGACCUGGACAGUUUCAAAACAUUUGAAAAUCGGCAAAAUUUUGAAGAUGAGGAGAAGAAAAAAUCUUCAUCUGUUUUCUUCAUUAUUGCUGGCGCUGCUUUACUUGGUUUAGUCGCAGGAAUUGCAUUUUAUAUUGUGAGACGAAAUGCAAGAAGACGUGCUACUAUGGUGGAUAUUGUGGAGGUAGAGAAGAAUAAUAAAUUAGAGAAACAUUAUACUAUAAUUGGGGACCCUGAAAAGAAAAAUAAAGAAGUGGAUAUGAAAAAACCAGAGAAUGAAGACGACGUUAAAACAAUACAAGAACAAUCCGCAAUGGAGGAGAAAAAUACUCUUUCACCCGCAAGAGAAAAGACUCGGGUUCCUUCCAUCAUUGUUACUCUAUCAGAUGAAGAUAAAUCAGUAACGGAGUUGAUGCAACAUAAUGUGGAAACCAUAAUGAAAACACAGGAUGAACUAGAUGAUGGACAAAAAUAAGAUCAACUCCAUACUCAAUACACAGAGAGAACCAGAAAACUCACGGUUUAAUGUCGUCUU